GCACGCGCUCGCACUGGAUUGCAUCUAGCACCUCAUUAUAAACUCCUAACCCCGUACCCACUUAAAAUUCAGGUGAUGGGUUUUGUUUUGCCGAUUCUCUCUCGUAUUAACAUUUUCGGCACCUGCUCUGCUCUGUUAUCUUCUUCUUCCUUCGCUCGCUCUCUCCGCCUCUGAACAUCAUCGAAUCUCAAAUUCCAAGAGAGACAGACACCCUUUCAUUCGGAAUCGACACCGGUGGAGGUGUUAAUCGAAUAAUGGAGAGCACGGACUCGUCGACGGGGUCGCAGCAGCCGCAGCUCCCACCGGGAUUUCGGUUCCACCCCACCGACGAAGAGCUUGUCGUUCACUACCUCAAGAAGAAGGCCUCCUCUGCUCCUCUCCCCGUCGCCAUCAUCGCCGAGGUCGAUCUCUACAAGUUCGAUCCCUGGGAGCUCCCCGCUAAGGCCACGUUUGGCGAACAAGAGUGGUAUUUCUUUAGUCCCCGUGACCGGAAGUAUCCCAACGGGGCGCGGCCGAACAGGGCGGCGACGUCUGGGUACUGGAAGGCCACCGGAACCGAUAAGCCGGUGUUAACCUCCGGCGGAACCCAGAAGGUGGGCGUUAAGAAGGCGCUUGUGUUCUACGGAGGAAAGCCCCCAAAAGGAAUCAAAACCAAUUGGAUCAUGCACGAGUACCGUCUCGCUGACAACAAAUUAAGCAAUAAGCCUCCCGGCUGUGACGUCGUCGGCAACAAGAAAGGCUCCUUGCGGCUGGAUGAUUGGGUGCUAUGUCGAAUCUACAAAAAGAACAACACGCAGCGACUGAUGGAUCACGACAAGGAAGACUCCAUGGAUGACAUGCUGGCGUCGCUGCCGAUCGCAGCCGCCGCUGGCGGCCAAUACAACCCCAAACUGCAGCCGCCAAAGACCGCCGCAAACUACGGCGCAUUGCUCGAGAACGAGCAGAACUUACUGGAGGGUAUAAUGGGAAACGACUGCAUCGCCGGUGGCGCCGCCGUUUCUCAGCUGGCAUCUUCGAGCUCCAAGCCGGACCUCCCGGCGGUUCCAACCGCGUCGAACACCCUGAAACGGACGUUGCCAUCUCUGUAUUGGGCCGAAGACGGCUCCGCCGCCGCUGCCGGAGCUUCGACGACUGUAAAGAGGUUUCAUGGCGACGCCAACGACGGUAUGGAAAGGUCGGGCGGCAUGAACAAUUCAUUUGCGGCGCUACUGGGGCAGCUGAAUCCGCAAACGCAGUCGUUGCACCAGCAGACAAUGCUGGGGUCUUUCGGCGACGGGGUUUUCCGGCAGGCGUAUCAGCUAAACGGGAUGAAUUGGUACUCUUAAAUCUUAAUUAGUUCUAGAUUACUGAGGUUUGGUGCAUGAUUAUAUGCAUAUGCCUAUAUAUAUGAUUUAUGAUGAUGAGUAAGUGAUCAUCAAAUUGAAGUUCUCGGAGGAAUCGAAAUCUUGGAUUGGUAUUGAGAUUUUGUUACUCUUUUUAAGUUGUAAGAUCAUAAUUAGGUAGUUAGAUUCACGAUUAUAUGCAUAUAGUUGUACUUCUUUAGAGAUGGAUGGAUGCAAAAAAAAAAAAAAAAGUGAUAAGAGGUGCGCGCGAGCUCUUGAUGAUGUAGAAAAAUAAACGCAUGUAUUUGAAUUAUUUAAUAUUUUUGGUCUAGGAAUUAAUCAUAUUUACAACACUCAAAUGAAACUGUAUAGAACAUCUUUUUAGUUAAUGUAUAAUUUUAUAUAUUAUUGCUGCUGUUCAUGAAAUGGAAGAUUGAUUCAUGAUGGUUUGUCUA
This is a messenger RNA of Malania oleifera, 1777 nucleotides long. RefSeq names its product NAC transcription factor 56. The transcript has 3 exons. Bases 255 to 1325 code for a protein of 356 amino acids. Gene Ontology annotation, molecular function: DNA binding. The record is from RefSeq and is a predicted model, not a curated record. NCBI's taxonomy places the organism in Eukaryota, Viridiplantae, Streptophyta, Magnoliopsida, Santalales, Ximeniaceae. Gene Ontology annotation, biological process: regulation of DNA-templated transcription; system development.